UUAAUUAUUGUAUUGGAUUAUUAUAAAGUAUGAAACGCACUAAUCGCUUGUUAUUGACACGUUAUGCAAACGGUUGAAUUUUAAGCCCAAAGAAUAAAACCCAAAAAAGUAUUCAAGCUUUAACAAUGUCUUGCAACAUUUACUACGAGAACAAUAAAGUCAAUUUCCUUGUGAUUCAGCAGCACGUCCUCAAAGUUUUCGAUUGCGGUAUUAAUAAAAUUAUUUUUCUUUUGACGAAGAACAAUGACUUGCUUAUCAGUAAGUCGCAAAGUGAUAAUAAUAAUAGUUUAACAACAUUAAAGGAAGGUGUGAAAGAUGCUGCAUACAGCUAUCCAAUGUUUUAUAUCGUCGAUUCCAAUGGCGAUAUUUUUAAAACAAAUGUCGAACAAAUUAAUGAGAAUCGCUGGGAUCGAAUUGAAAGUGAAUUUAAGAUCCAGGAGAUUAGUGUUAAUGGCGAUGGUGUUCUGAUGAUAUCUGAAGAUCGAGAAUUGAUUGGAAUGGGUGAUUUUGAGAACGUCAUUAAGGCUGAUGAACCAACAAAAAUUGAAUGCUUCAGCAAUUUUAACAUUCUUCAAGUUUGCACGGGCGAUAAUUUCGCAAUUGUUCUUGUGCAACAAAAAUUGCCAGUCGAUGAUAAUCGCAACAGUUUUCAUGAAGACACAUUUAUAGAACGAACAAAGCAAUUGGGUUGCAGUAUUCUUAAAACACAAGUUUGGUCUUUCGGGUCGAUCAACAAAGGACUUCUUGGCACUGGCGAUCACAUCAAGCGAAGUGACACUGCAGUUGUUGUUAAACUAGCUGACAUUGGAGUCAAUAAAAUCUUUUGUGGAAGCCAUCAUGCUGCUGCUUUAACACUCGAUGGUCGUUUGUAUCUUUGGGGCUUUAAUGACUAUCAACAAAUUUCAUUGGAUCCAAAUGUUUCCGAUUUAAGUGCACCAACGGAAUUUAAAUCAGAAAUCAAUGGCAAAAUAUCUAAAAAUGUUCUCGCUGUCGCUUGUGGUUUAUCAUCAACUGUAAUCUUACUCAACGAUCUAACUUUUAGAAUCCUCGGAAGAAACGGCUCGCAAGAUCAAAACGAAGAGUUUGCUAGUGAAAUUAAGUACGAACAUGAUGCAGGCUCACAAAAUCAGAACAACGACGAUCAAAAGGAACUCAAAUCCAUUCCAUAUGUGGUAAGUCACGGAAAAGUGCUUCUAGUCAAUCGAAAGAAUAUUCCAAUGUUUCUCUUAAACUACUUUACGGACGAACAAAAGAUGGUGAAGACGAUGAUUAAUGCUCAAUUGAAAUAUGUGAAACCUUUAAGAAAUUUUUAUGAAGAAACAUCGAAAUUGAUUGAAGCAUACGAGAAUCUUGUUUAUGUUUCAAUUGUCAACCUUCAAACGUGUUUUGAUUAUUUAACAAUGAACUGCGAACAUCUCUUAGAGAACACAAUCGUGAAUGUUCAUUUUACUGAAAUAAUUCGCGAGUUUCAUCGAUAUUUGCGCCAUGUUUGUGAUAUCAGAUCGUUUUAUUCGCUUGAUCAUUAUUCGAAAUCAAUUGAACGAAAGAUCUUAAAAAUUGUUCUCGAGAAGCCUUUUUCUUGUCUCGAGACAUUUGAGAAGCAACUUGACUUGAUCUAUGAUCUUCAUCUUUACAAUAAUCCAAAUAUUCUCGCUUCGUCGGUUGACAAUGCUGUGAUUGAAGAGCUAAAGUGCCAAACAGUUGAAAGGAAGAAAGCGAUAAAAGAUUUCGUGAAGACGACAAUUCCAUUGAGAAUAAAGGAAGCUGACGACACGUACACAUUUUGGCAGCUACUCAAUGAAUCACAAGGAAAAUUUGAGCUUCAUUCAAUGGAAAGACGAUUCAUUCUUGAUUCACAAAGCAUCGCUUUGAAACUUCAUGAUCGAACAAACAUUUUCAGUAGCAAUCGAUUUAUUCUCUUCAAUGACUACCUCGUGUGCCUUUUGAAUCGACCAGAACUCAUUCCAAUUCAUCUCGUUUGGAUACAAUCAUUUAAUACACAAAGCACAGCAAAGUUUUCGUUUAAGAUUGUCACACCUGAAAGUCAUCACAAAGUUUAUGCUUUGACGUCGAAUGAUCGAAAUGAAUGGCAAACGAAAAUUCGUGAUUGUGUUUGGAGAUCGUUAAGAAUUAAUCGUGGUAGCAAUCAAGCACUUCCUUUAAGUCGAUAUGGAAGCUACAAGUUUUCAGAAAAGAAUCCAAAAUAUCCAAAUUAUGAGGUUGAAGGACGUUGGUUUGAAGGGAAGUUUCAUGAUUUGUGCCACAUUAGAAUUCCUUCGAUUAAUCGAAUUUUCAAAUGUCGAAUCAGUAAAUCAGGUGAAGUCAAUGGUUGUGGUUUAGUUGAAGAUGACACAUUUAUUUAUCAUGGAGAUUUCUUACAAGGAAAACUUCAUGGAUAUGGCAGUUGGAGAUCAAAAUCUAAAGGAACAAAUUAUCAAGGAUUCUUUAAAUACGACAAAUUUCAUGGUUUUGGAAUACUCUCGAACACAAACAGUGCUUAUUACGGUGAAUUUGUGAGUGGAGUAAGACAUGGUUAUGGCGUUGAAGAUGAUGGAAUAACGGGGAACAAAUACAUUGGAAUGUGGCAAGAUGGAAAGCGUCAUGGCGCUGGAAUUCUAAUCACAAUGGACGGUUCAUAUUUCGAAGGAAUUUUCACCAAUAACAACUUAUCAGGCGAUGGUUUAGCCAUCUUUCCAAAUGGUUCUUACUACAUUGGUGAAGUAACUGUUAAUGCACCGAGUGGCAAUGGAUUGUUACAUCUUCCUGAUGCUGAGAUUAUUGAAGAGAUCAUGGAACUUGAUGAUGGACAUUUGAAGAUGAAAGGAAAUGUUUUGAAAGGUGUUCUUGGUGGAACUUGGGAUAAAAUUGCAAUCACUAAUGGAAACCUUCUGAUGAAUGAAAUUUUCCUUAAAACUCCAAAUUCUUCAAAUUACUUGAAAAUAAAGCCAGAAAAAAAGUGGUCGACAAUAUUUGACAAUUGGAGAGAGUCAGUUUUUGGAACGACAACCUACCCUGAACAGCUGGGAAUCCACGAUCGAUGGAAUCGCGUAUCAAUUUACAUGACAAGAAAAAAGAAUUUUGAAAAUGAUGUGAAAAAGAAUUUUUCGUUGAUGGUUCGUGAGAGUUCAAGUGAAAGCUUAGAGUUGGAUGAACAGCCUUUGACCAAUUAUCAACAACAGCCAAUAACAAACUUUGGACGUUCCAACUCUUCGACAGAGCUUUACAUGAAAGAAUCCUCGAAUGAUUUCGAUACGACGUCGUUAAGAAGUUUCAGCGAAUAUUCAAUUGCCGACUCAAUCAUCAAUGCAAGCAAAAAGUCACAAGUCAAAUCAGUUUGUGAAUUAGAUUUUGUUCCUUCUUUUGUCAAUAGCACUUUUGACACUCUUGAAUCGAUUGAAGAGCUCAAAGAAUAUUUUCAAACGAACAUCGCUAACGAUCAACAUCCACUCAGCAGUCUCGUCCGAAACAUUCAGCGAAGUUUCUGUGCAAGUUAUGGGAAUUGGAAAUGCAAACCGACGUCGAUUUUAUCGAAGAUUGCGAUGGCUGAAUGGAUUUCUAUAAUUAAACGAGUUUACAUGGUUUUGAGGCUUUUCUUUCCUGGCCUUCCACCAUGCAACAACAAUGACGACAACAAACAAUUAAAUGGCUAUGAAGAGAAGGACGAAAAUUGUAAACUUCUCGCUCCACUCAACUUCAUGCAUCAACUUUUGUUAAACGACGAAAUUUAUUCUUGUUUCUUCCUUCUUUAUGCCAGUAAAAGUUCAAAGCAAGACGAACUUUACAGUCAACGUUUGAUGACGUGCGAAAAGAAAACAAACGAAGAACUUCGUAAUUUAUUGAAAAUUGAACCUUAUUUGAUUCCUUUACUUGAAGAUGCGAAAUUUUAUGAAGCCAUUCGAACAUUUAAACGUUUGAGUGAGAAAUAUUGUCCAUCAGAGAUGCUUGAAGUGAUUCGUGACACUUAUCAAUUGAUUUCCGAUUGUGCAGCGAAAAUUUCUACACGCGGCGAUCUUCUGUCAGCUGACAAUCUUCUCGCUAUCACAAUUUAUUUAAUAAUUAAAGCAAACAUUAAUCAUUUGGGUGCUGAACUUUCACUUCUAACCGAUUUAAUGGAAGAUGAUUUCGAGAAGUUAAUCAAUAUGGAGCAAUAUAUUUACACAACUGUUAAGAUUGGCUAUUUGCACACAAUUUCGACGAGAUUCUUUCAUAAUUGA
Molecule: messenger RNA, 4214 nt
Organism: Clunio marinus
Lineage: Eukaryota; Metazoa; Arthropoda; Insecta; Diptera; Chironomidae
Source: the annotation of a GenBank genome assembly